AUGGAGAACGGCGUUGCUGCAUCGACCCAGCCCGAUCUGAGGCUGAAGUGGGACGUGUUCCUGAGCUUCCGAGGCGAGGACACGCGCAGAACCUUCAUCGGCCCUCUCUACGACGCGCUCUGGAGCAAAGACGUCCGGGCCUUCCGCGACAACGAGGGCAUGAACAAGGGCGACCAGAUCUCGCCGACCCUACUGGCGGCGAUCGAGGACUCCGCCAUGGCGAUCGCAGUGAUAUCGCCGAGGUACGCGGACUCGCACUGGUGCUUGGACGAGCUGGCGAAGAUAUACGAGUGCCGGAAGCUGAUACUCCCGGUGUUUUACGGGGUCGAGCCCUCGGACGUGAGGCGUCAGAGGGGGCCGUUCAAGGUCUGGUUCGAGCGUUAUGUAGAGCGGGAAGAUGCGUCGAGGGUUCUGGCUUGGAGAGAUGCCAUGAAACAAGCUGGUGGAGUCUCUGGUUGGAUCUUCAGCGACCAAGACGAUCGGAGAGAUAUGUUGCUGCUGAUUCAACAGAUCGUCCGCAGAAUUACGGAUGAACUGAAAAACGUUCCGCUCUAUGUGGCUCCUUUCCUCGUCGGACUGGACUCUCGCAUCGAGCAACUCCUCGUGUGUUAA
This is a messenger RNA of Eucalyptus grandis, 612 nucleotides long. RefSeq names its product toll/interleukin-1 receptor-like protein. The record is from RefSeq and is a predicted model, not a curated record. Gene Ontology annotation, biological process: signal transduction. Lineage: Eukaryota; Viridiplantae; Streptophyta; Magnoliopsida; Myrtales; Myrtaceae. The transcript is spliced from 2 exons. The coding region runs from base 1 to 612 and encodes 203 amino acids.